Drosophila navojoa is the source of this 1065-nucleotide messenger RNA. It is a transcript of the gene Cpr66Cb, whose product is annotated as Cuticular protein 66Cb. Gene Ontology annotation, cellular component: extracellular matrix. The record is from RefSeq and is a predicted model, not a curated record. Lineage: Eukaryota; Metazoa; Arthropoda; Insecta; Diptera; Drosophilidae.
GCGUGCAGCUCGUGGAACGUCGAUCAAACCAAAAUCAAGUUACACUCAAACCAAAACCAAUUAAAAUGGCCUUUAAGUAUCUGAUUUUGGCGUCAGCUCUCUGCUUGAGCUUGGCCUAUCCGGUGGACCAACAUCAUUAUUAUGAGGAGAGCCACGGCGGCUAUGAGCAUCUGGCCCAUCAUGAGGCGGCGCCGAUACACGACUAUGGACAGCAUCAGAUUGAGCGCGUCUCCCUGGGCGAGGAGCAUGGACAUGAGAUACCACACUACGAGGUGGAACAGCAUCACACAGAGGAUGAGCAUGUGGAUUACUAUGCCCCUCCCAAGUAUGCCUUCAAGUAUGGCGUCAACGACUUCCACACUGGCGAUGUCAAGUCGCAGCAUGAGACCCGCGACGGUGACACCGUGAAGGGCCAAUACUCUCUGGUGGAGCCCGAUGGUUCCAUUCGCACUGUGGACUACACCGCCGACAAGCACAAUGGCUUCAAUGCUGUCGUUCACAAGACAGCGCCAGUGCACCACCAUGAGGAGAUCCAUGAUCUGCACGAGCAUCACUAUUAAGUAACGAAUGCCUUUAACCCCAAGAGAGCAAAAAACAAACAUGAGACCAUAUAAAACUAUAUAUGUUUCUAGAGUUAGCCAAAUUUCUUGAUAAAGUCGCUUCAUCAAACACACACACACACACAAACCCUUAAACACAUACAAUCGAACGAUCCAUGUAAUGUAAUCAGCUUCAUAUCUCGUAAUUAGGACUCUGAUAAACACCGCGCACUCCUCUUUGUCCGAGUGCAGGCAUUAUUAUACUACAUAAUACUCAUAUAUCAUUUUUACAUUGUAUUUUAUUUCUGUGAUAGCAACUAAUUUCCUCUAGCUACCUACAUUCUUUACUCACUCUUAGCUCACUCACUCUUUUUCUGUCUCUUAGUCACUAUUUUAUCUGCUACGAUUCAUCCGUUUCUAAGUUCUAGUUCAUUCACUCAGACGAAUUUAUCAAUCUAUAUACCAUAUAUAAUUUCAUUAAAUAAUGUAAAAAGAGUUUUUACAGAGAACAAACAAAUAAACAUAA